UUCAGUUUAGUUACAAUGCCCAGAGUUAAGGAGCUUAAUCUGUCGCACGACAUCUUCGAAAAUAUUAUCUUUCAUCUGCAUCUGCGUUGCUUUCGCUUAUAUGGCUAUGUGGCGUCCAAGGAUCAGUGCAGACCCUGGCUGUCGCUGGCGCGCUGCAUCUUUUUCACGGCCUGCAUCUGGCUGACCUGUGUCCUGAUGCUGGCACGCGUCUUUCAAGGCUACGAAAGUCUCAUCGAUGGCGCCAUAACCUGCGCCACGACCGUCCAGUACCUUGCCGUGUCCAUUUCCACCCUAAACGCCAUCGUGCAGAGGAAACGAGUUAUUUCUUUGUUGCGUGAGAUUAAUGUGGAUAUGCAACAGCUGAUGAUCUCGGCGGAUGGUGAUGAAUGGGAUUUGCUGUUGUCCACACAGAAAUACACUCGAAAAAUCACUUUAAUUCUGUGGGUUCCAUCGAUGGUGGCGGGGCUUAUGGCCUGGUCGGACUGCAUCUAUCGGACACUCUUUAUGCCCGAGACAGUUUUUAACAUGCCCGCCGUGAGAGCUGGGAAGGAGCAGCCCAUCCUUCUUUUUAAGCUGUAUCCCUUUGGCGAGCUCUGCGACAACUUUGUGAUCGGCUAUCUGAGCCCGUGGUAUGCCCUGUGCUUGGGCAUCACAACUAUUCCACUGUGGCAUACCUUCAUCACUUGCCUCAUGAAGUACAUGCAUCUCAAGCUGAUGAUACUCAAAAAGAAGGCAGCGGAAAUGGAUAUCACGCGCCUCAAUCCAUUCUUAGACCUGGAUCGCCUGACGCCCGCUCAGCUGAACCGCUGGCAAAUGGAACUCAUCAAAACGUUUGUCAAGGAUCAUCUGAAGAUCCGUAGAUUUGUGUACGAGCUAGAGCAGCUUAUUCGCGUGCCUGUCAUGGCCGACUUCAUCAUUUUCUCCGUUCUCAUAUGCUUUUUAUUUUUUGCCUUAAGUGUGGGUUCUCCUAGCAAAAUUGACAACCUUUUCAUGUUCCUUUAUAUAUUUGUCAUGGCUUCAAUUUUGUGGAUGUAUCAUUGGCAUGCUACGCUUAUUGCUGAAUGCCACGAGGAAUUGUCCUUUGCCUAUUACUCAGCACCCUGGUAUGCAUACGAUCAAACCAUGAAACGGACAAUUCUCCUUAUGAUUGUACACGCCCAGAGGCCAAUGAAAAUGCGAGCCGUGAUGGUCCAACUGAGUGUAGAGACCUUCAUAGACAUUGUACGCGGAGCCUACACCUACUUUAAUAUUCUGAGCCAGCUUUAUUAGACCAAAUGCGAUUCUCACGGACAUGGACAUUCUGGACACACG
Messenger RNA from Drosophila subobscura, 1311 nucleotides. RefSeq names its product odorant receptor 56a-like. The transcript has 6 exons. Gene Ontology annotation, cellular component: plasma membrane. The coding region runs from base 16 to 1269 and encodes 417 amino acids. Gene Ontology annotation, biological process: detection of chemical stimulus involved in sensory perception of smell; sensory perception of smell. The record is from RefSeq and is a predicted model, not a curated record. NCBI's taxonomy places the organism in Eukaryota, Metazoa, Arthropoda, Insecta, Diptera, Drosophilidae. Gene Ontology annotation, molecular function: olfactory receptor activity; odorant binding.